Petromyzon marinus (sea lamprey) is the source of this 4724-nucleotide messenger RNA. The record is from RefSeq and is a predicted model, not a curated record. NCBI's taxonomy places the organism in Eukaryota, Metazoa, Chordata, Hyperoartia, Petromyzontiformes, Petromyzontidae.
GCCAAGCGUGCUCCUUGGCCACACACCACCACCCCCAACACCUCCAUCGUGCGCAGCAUUUGGUCCUCAAAUUGACGCGACAAAUGUGCGCGCUCCGUGGUCGGGGAUUAUUGAGGGGCGGGAAGCGUCUUUGUCGCUGCCGAUGUUGGGCACAGCCUCGUGCGUGCCCGCUGUUUUCACCUGGGCGCCAGCGAUUCACCUCGUUAGGAGGUCGUCACCAGAGGUGCCCCCCCCCCCCCCCCACAUGAGCCCCCCAUCUCACUCCCUGAACUGAUGGAUGAUGUUACCCUGUUCGCGAGACGAAACUGACCGCUGUAUGGGAGAUAACCUCACGUGCCCGUUAGGCCGUGCGUGUAGGCGUGCCUUUUAAAUGUCAAAAACGCGAGAGGUCAUUAUUCAUUGUGAUGGGGUGGGGGGUGUUUGUUGUCUAUUAUGCACGAGCCUUUGGCUAUCGAACUCUCCGGUAGCUCGGCACGAUGUCCGACGUUUCGCUGUUGAAAAAGCUCCCAGCACGUGGAGCAAGACGGCGAACAUCGUGCCGAACUACACUGGCUACAUCCCAAAGCCAUAUCGGGGGGGGGGGGAGGGCGGGUGUGAUCAAGGAUAACAAAGCACGAACACCUCAGCAAAGUGGUUUGCUUUGUCUUGUUGGCUUUUUACUUGACGCGUUGUGAUGUAUGCGCCCGUAGUUCCUGCUGUUUGUAUAGGUAGGUGGCAUGUUUGCAACAGUUAAGUGGAACAGGUAUGCGCACUGAGCGGUGGGUACACGUACGUGUUUCACGCUCUCGCCGAGAGUUUAAGACGCAUGGAUAAUUAAGCGGUGAAAUCUUUGACAUUUCACAUUUUAAGAGAUUAAUAAUUGAAGCGUUUGCCUAGUAUCAAGGUUAUGAUCUGUAAGUUACGCCUAUGGGCUUUUUCGCACUCGAAUUUGUUAAUUUAAUCCAUUAAUCAGCGCCACGACAGCUGGGCCGCUAUUUAAUUAGCAGAUAACUUGAAGUAGACGAAUUCUCGCCCGGCGUAAGGGAAUGCAUUCGAUUACACGUGGUCAAACAUUAAACAGGUGUGCUUCGCGUUGCGCUGCAAUCGUCAGGACGGUGUUUGUUUAUUGAAUGUAUUGAUAUAAAUUUCAACUCCUAAUGUAAUGUGCGAGGGAGCGGUGGCGCAGUGGUUUGGCGCAUUGCGCUACUGAACCCCGGUGGGCCAAGUUCAAUUUCCGGCCACGCAUAACGUCAGCGGCGAGUGUUGUCUAAACCUAUCCUGCCUCCCCCCAUCCCCUUCACGAACUUGCACCGACCAGCCAGUUGAAGCAUGGUCAAACAACCUCCACAAGUGACUCUGCGUGCUGAUGCCAUCAUCCAGCAGUCGAUUGAAACAAGGGACUGAACAACGGAAAACGAUUUUGGCUGCCGCCUUUGCCCUGUGCCUUUUUGGCACGUACGCUGAUGCCAGAAAACAGAAAUGUAUGGCAAUAACACCACCUUUAACAACGAUGAGACAUCCAGCCAAGCCGAGAAGUACAUCCUUGCUGGCAUCUUCUCCAUCAUCAUCGCUGUGACCAUUCUGGGAAACCUGCUGGUGGUGGUCGCUGUGUGCAAGGAUAGACACCUCCGAAAAAUCAAGACCAACUACUUCAUUGUGUCACUGGCAGUGGCAGACCUUCUGGUGGCUAUUCUUGUGAUGCCCUUUGGGGCUGUGGAGAGGGUGCAGAACGACUGGCCCUAUGGCGACAAAUUCUGCAUAAUUCGAACCUCCUUUGACGUCAUGUUUACCACUGCCUCCAUCAUGCACCUCUGCUGCAUCGCGUUGGACAGGUUUUACGCCAUUUGCUGCAAGCCCCUGGUCUACCAAAAUAAAAUGACGCCUCUGAGAGUGGGGCUGAUGCUGGGGGCGUGUUGGGUCGUCCCUUCCCUCAUCUCGUUCAUCCCCAUAGCCAACGGCUGGAACAUCAUCGGCAUAGAACAACAGCUUGAGCUCCGGCUCGGUCAGGCGAAGGAGGCGAACCAGACGCACUGCAUCUUCAUGGUGAACAAGGUGUACGCGGUGGCCUGCUCUCUCGUUGCCUUCUACAUCCCCCUGGGGCUCAUGGCGGCCGCGUACCAGCGCAUCUACGUGACGGCGCGCGCCCAUGCGCGCCAGAUCGGCUCGCUGCAGCGCGCCGUCUCGAAGGACACCACGGGUGACGAAGUGACAAUGGUGACCUCGGGCGCCGCAUCGCCCCUGAGGGCCCAGCAGCUGGUGCCGGUGGCCCAGGCCACGAUGGUGCAAACGCAGUCGACGCGCUUCCGUCACGAGACGAAGGCGGCCAAGACUCUGGCGAUCAUCAUGGGCUGCUUCUGCCUGUGCUGGGCGCCGUUCUUCAUCAACAAUGUGAUCGACCCGUUCGUGAACUAUGACACGCCGCAACAGCUGUGGGACGCGUGGCUGUGGCUGGGCUAUGCCAACUCGGCGCUCAAUCCACUCCUCUACGCGUUCCUCAACCGAUCGUUCCGGCGCGCUUUCCUCGCCAUCCUGUGCUGCUGGGACGCGGCUCGCUACCGCCGCUCAUCCUUCAGCAGUCACUCCGUGCGCUACUCCGUCAGCACCAACGGCAGCGCUGUCCAGCCGGUGCCCAGCGCGCGCGUGCGAGCUCGCGCACGCCUUCCCAGCCGCCCGCGGACUCGGGCCGCGGCGUGCCCUGCUGUCUCCAAACUGGUGACACAUUUCUGUGGGGCGCCCAGUCCAGUCUAACCCGCUGCUAAGGCUUCUGGGCACCUGCCCUGCACUAUAUUCUACAUUGAGGAACGCUGGUGUACGGCAAAAUGGCCACAACAGAAGAUUCAGCCUCUCCAACAAAACAAAUGGGACUGAAGAGAUGGAAUCCUGUUUAUAACAAAAACUGAACUUCGAUUUGAUGUCCAAAAACAUUGAUGUCUUUUGAGGUCGAAGAUGGAGACAAUACACGUUAUUGUACACGUUUAUAGUGCAUGCACUACUUAAUGGAUGUAAAGGUACAUGUUUAUAAAGUUUAUAGAACUUUAAACGCAAAAAGCUAUUUUUUUCAUCUAGUAAAAUGUUCGUAGAUAUUCCAACAGAAAAAGCUAACAAUUCACAUGUAAAUAGUUUGGAUACGUGUACUUAACAAUAACUCACAUUUAAAUGCGGCAAUCACAAAUUCAGAAUUAUUUGAUUAAAAUGGUAAUUUACUUACUUUUUUAAAUACUUGUCACCAUGUGACUAAUCUAUUUAAAAAGCCACCGAGGCCCGAUGCCGUCUCAAUUGGCAGUGUUUGCAGUAUGUUUCUAGGACUUUUAACUUAAUUUAUAUAUUAAGAUCUUUCCUUCCAGGCAUGGAUAGGCUGCUAGAUAAUGUGUUGAUAUCAGUUGAGCUGAGGUUGUAUUUGUGAAAGCACUGUAUACAUUGAUAUGGCUCUCGUAUGCCUUUCAUCUGUGCGAGUAAGUGGAGAAUUUAAAGAGCACAUUUUCUUACACUUUGUAAAGAAUAUUUAAACGCUUUUAAUGGCCAUCACGUUGCGUGGAAAGCUGAAUGCUAAAACAUUAAUCCGUUCAGCCUUGUUUCCAUUACUUGAGUUUUAUUUUUUUUACCAGCUGUGUAUUAUCGUUUGUCUUAAAUUACUAAAGCUAGUCACAAAAUAUUGCUCCCCCAAAUAUAUAAAGCAGGAUGCUUUUAGUUGUCACAUGUCCAGGUUACAGUAUUAACAUCUUGUAAAUGUAAGUUUUUCCAGCAUCAUACAUGAAUGUAAGUGGUUAUUUAUCAGUGCAUCAAUGUAUUAAAGAUGUCUUACAGCCAAAUAAUGUAAUUGAUCAAUCAAAAUCUGUAGUUCUUAGCAGUGUUUUAUUUAAAUUUAUUCGUAAAUAAUGCAUCCAGCACUUUGUUAUAUUUCCACAAUGUGUUUUUUAUAAGUUUUAUGAAUGUUAACUAUCGUGAAAACAUACUAUUUAAAACAUGUUUAAAGGGUUGUUAAUAUUAUGAAAAUGAAAAGCUUAAACAUCAUGCACAUGUUCUGUGCGUACAUAACCGGGAAACCGAAAACCGGCGUGAGCAUUUACCCAGCACACCAUGUGGAAUCGUGUUUAGUCUCGUUGAUAAUGCUGCAAGUCUGCAUUACAGCACAUACGCUCGAAAUGCCCUUUUUGUGCACUCUUGCAUUUCACUUUAUACCAGAGGUGCCCAACCAAAAUUCCUGGUAAUGUAUCGGGAGUGUGGGCGUUGUAGCGCUUGAAGUUGGGAUUUUGUGGCAUUGAAAGGGUCUUGGGGGCAAGAGGGUGAACAGUGGUGCAUGACUUAACUUUUGCAAAAUUGGGCUUCAAGGCAUAAGAGCAUUAGCGUCGGCGGUGUUAACAUUUUCAAGGCAUAUUUUGAAGGCUAUACCAAAGCUUGCAACCCAUUGUGCGAUUAAGCAUGUAAAAUACAUUUUCUUUGCAGAUCGCGACAAGCUAAUGCUAACAUUUCACGAGCCGAGUGACAUUGUGGGGAUUUUGUGUAUGCUUUCCAGUCUGGAUAAGGGAUUAAGAUGGUUCUUCAUACCCCAUAAGGCGUGGGUGGGCACUCGUACUUUAUACAAAUGUACAUUUUGUAAUUGGUGCAAACCAAAGAAAGUUGACCAUUACUCUACAUGUUUAGUUUGGGGACUUUUUUUGUAAAAAAGUGAUUGUACAGAACGGAUUAAGUUUUUCACUCCUUUGUACAUAUUCUGUGUAAGCAAAUAAAAUCUAUAAUGGACUCGG